AUGCCAUCUCUAAUGCCCGCUCCAGUGCCAGCUCCAUUAGAUGCCGGCUCCAGUGCCAGCUCUGAUGCCCGCUCCAGUGGCAGCUCCAGUACCCGCUCCGGUGCCCGCUACGGUGCCAGCUCCGGUGCCAGCUCUAACGCCCACUCCUGUGCCCACUCUUGUGCCCACCCCUAUUCCCGCUCCUGUUCCUGCUCAUGUUCCCGCUCUUGUGUCCGCUCCGGUGACCGCUCGAGUGACUACUCCGAUGUUCCCCUCGAUGCCAGCUCCUGUGCCAGCUCCAAUGCCGGCUCCAAUGCCCCUUCCGCUCCCUUCACCGUUCCUCCACCGCACUGGCACCUCCUCUCCCCCUCUUACUGGUCUUCCCUCUCCCUCUUCGCACCCUCCGCCAACUACUGUUUGUCUCACUCGCCUAUUCUGCUCAUAUUUGACUACUAA
This is a messenger RNA of Morchella sextelata, 435 nucleotides long. RefSeq lists its product as uncharacterized. Bases 1 to 435 code for a protein of 144 amino acids. Lineage: Eukaryota; Fungi; Ascomycota; Pezizomycetes; Pezizales; Morchellaceae. The record is from RefSeq and is a predicted model, not a curated record. The transcript is spliced from 2 exons.